Messenger RNA from Anneissia japonica, 3049 nucleotides. RefSeq lists its product as uncharacterized. Lineage: Eukaryota; Metazoa; Echinodermata; Crinoidea; Comatulida; Comatulidae. Bases 156 to 2912 code for a protein of 918 amino acids. The transcript has 23 exons. Gene Ontology annotation, molecular function: protein binding. The record is from RefSeq and is a predicted model, not a curated record.
UACGGCCAUGAUGAUCAGUGUACGUUGAAAACAUCUUUGGUAAUUGCUCAUGCAGAACGAAAACUUCUUUGAAGUGAGAAGGUCAACAUUUACAUUCAACAAAAGUAAUGUAGGGCCUAUGCUGUCGCGUCCCGUAGCAACGAACUCUGUUCACAAUGCGAAUGUCUAAACAGAUUCUUCUCUCGAGGGCAAAGAGACGACUUAAGUUAGUGGAGUAUAUCGACCUUUCAGAUUUAGAAAUCGUUGCAGUUGAGUGCCUGUGUUACUGUCCAAGUUUACAAAGUUUAAAAUUGAGAAACAAUUAUAUAGAUGUUGUCUGCAAUUUAACAUCUUGUAACCAACUCUGGAACAUAGAUCUAGGAAAUAACAGAGUUACAAAUUUAGAUGGUCUGUCCAGAUUUGUUGCUCUUGGCUUGGUAAAUUUAUCAAAUAACAAUUUAACAUGGGCUGAAUUGAUGAAGAUUCGUCAUAUUCAAAUCUUGGAUCUUCAUCUGCAUGGCAAUACCAAGUUAGAAGCUGAUCCUAACUAUCGUAUUCAUGUUGUUGACUCGCUACAUAACAUCUGGAUGCUGGAUGGCAGAAUUAUUACAUCAAAUGAGAGUAUUCAAGUGGAGCAUUUCUUUGAAAAGUCAUCACUCUCUUCACAUCCAGUUCGGCACAAACUUACAAAAAAACAAUUUGUGACAACAGCUAUGAAAAGGAUUCAGGUAGAAGGGUCAUAUGGUGAGAGGACAAUGCAUCUGAUGGUUCGGUUUCCGCAAGUUGAAUGCUUGAACGUGGACACUGAUAUACGCAGGAUAAAAUACUUGGCAUUCAACCUACAGCGAGACCUCUUCCUUGCGGAAUGCUACGGUGAAUGGUGGGUAACUACAUUCAAUUGUGGGUCAAAUGAGGAUAAUCUACCGUGCAACUUUCUUGAGAAGCUUAUUGAGUGCAGGCCGAGUGAUUGUGAACGUUUUAACGUCUUGCUACUACUAUUAGUAGCGUCACUGGAAUUCUCAUUCCCAACCAUACUCAUGGAGGAAGCAGUUAAAGAGGCAAAGCUCGUCAAACUAAGUAAUGUUUCUACCAUUCACCUGUUUUUGUUGCCAAGAGACAUAAGAGGACAAAUUUGCUCUUUGUUGUUGAGUGCAGUAAAAGUUGAUCGAGAUGCUAGAAAGGAUGAUGGUCUUCAUGAUAGACUCUACCUGUGUCUUUACUACACCAUAACUGACAUAAUAAAAAGAAUGCAUGCCAGGCCCGACAGUUCACCAAAGCAUGUCUUAAAACGAAUAUAUCGUCAGUAUCGAGGUUUGUUAGCUGCAGAAGUAGUCCAGCUUUUCUGCAUUGUGCCGUCAUUCUUUGACUUGAUGCAAAACGACCCUGGAGUGAUGCAGCUUGUGUCAGCUGCGUCUGGUGACGGAGAUAUGCCACAAAAAGUCUCAACCCUAAUGGAGAGGAUCAUUGAAAGUGGGGGAAAUUCUAGACGGAUGGUGGAAGAAGCUAGUGAAUUAAUUAUGGCAUCUAUCUACGAGAAUACAAGGAAUGUAUUUGGACACAAGAUUCCAGCAAAAAGCCAGUCAAGAUAUGUUUUAUCUAUACAAGAAGCUAUUCCACGGCGACCUAUGUCAACACCACUGUAUUCGAGUAGUUUACUUUCUGAAGGCCGUAGCCACUCAGCUAAGUCCAGAAAGGUUAUUGGGUUAAAUCCAAGGAAAGUUGUGGCUAAAAAAGCUCCUGUGUUGGGUGAAAAAGUACUAUUAGGCCCUCAAAACCUAGGGUUUAUCAUUGCCCUACCAGAGUCAAGUAUUGCACUGAUACAGCUGGAGAACAUACCAGAUUUAACACCAAGAUUUAAAGCACAUAGUGGUUCCAUGAUUUCCAAGUUUAAGAAUCAUAAUGAUUUCUACUCAUAUGUUAAUAUGAAAGGAAUGGUCUUCAAUGGAGAUUUUGGUUACUGGAAACCAAAAAGAACAAUUGGAGACAGAAUUACUAUGGAGACGACAGUUGAGACAGAUUUCAUGCCACCAAAUCCCCCUAGUAGCCCUCAGCAAGGCAGAAGCCCUAAGGGGUCAUACAUAGGCUUAGCAGUGGAGCCACAGACACACCCACAAAAUAUACCACCAUCAAUCUCAGAAGUUUUACUUGAAAAGCAGAGAAAUUCUGUUUCAAGCGCAAGUACAGUAAAGUCUAUAGUUAGUAGAAGCAGGGACUCCCUGGCUUCAGAUGGACCAGAUAAAAUCCAGCAAGUUAAGCAGAGUACCCUAUCCACAUAUGACAGCAUGAAUGAUGAGUCUGAUCUCAAUAGCGCCCUCUAUGAUAGUGUCAGGAAUGCAGUUGAAACAUUGAAUAGUAACAGUAAAGAGCUUACUUUUACUGAGUCCAUCAGUGAUGUUGAACAAACAAAAAGUUGUUUGGCAGACAAGUCCUGUAGCCAUUGUGUGAUGGCAGGAUGUGUGGCCUGUAGAUCCCAAGAUUCUCUUCACAGCCAUGUAAUGCACAGUGACAGUUCUAAAGUAGUCAGCAAGGCCCACCUGACUAUUGACCUUCGACCUGAUGGUGAACCUACUCAAACUGAGAUUGAAAGAAUUGAGAUGUGGGAUAAAUCUGUGAAACAGAAUUACAAGCCACGAAAACGAGCAAGUAGUGCGUAUGCACGUUAUUCAACGUCAAUGAUGCAAGACUAUGACAAUCAUCGGAAGAGCAGCAGUCCUGUAAUGAUCCAAAUGGGCAAUACUUGGUUGGCUGGUGGUCAUGACCUCCACUACAUUACUAAAAAGACAAAUCAAAUGAAACUUAAUCAUAUACCAGGUUGGAAGCAAGGUUUACAAGGGCGCCCUCAGUCAUCAAAGUCUUUUACAGAAAGGAUGCAGAAGAAAAUUAGGAACAUCAAUUCAGCUCAUCCACGACUAGAACACGUUGCUAGUAAGUGAACAACAUUUAAUCCACAGGCACUCUACCAGACAAUUUAAUCAUUUUCAUCUACCUGUUACUCGUACUGCUCUUAGCUCUUACUCUGGCCCUGUGAUGUGGAGUUUUCUUCCCUCAACCAUAAAAAAUUCCCUCACUA